Messenger RNA from Rhineura floridana, 3163 nucleotides. RefSeq names its product tubulin gamma complex component 2 (gene TUBGCP2). NCBI's taxonomy places the organism in Eukaryota, Metazoa, Chordata, Lepidosauria, Squamata, Rhineuridae. Gene Ontology annotation, biological process: mitotic cell cycle; microtubule nucleation; cytoplasmic microtubule organization. The coding region runs from base 296 to 2986 and encodes 896 amino acids. Gene Ontology annotation, cellular component: gamma-tubulin small complex; spindle pole; equatorial microtubule organizing center. The transcript has 17 exons. Gene Ontology annotation, molecular function: microtubule minus-end binding; gamma-tubulin binding. The record is from RefSeq and is a predicted model, not a curated record.
CCGGGGACUGCUGACCUCGAAAAAGGGGUGUUCGGCGGGAAAGCGGAGCCGGGCCGGACGGAAGCGGAAGGGGCCGCCGCCGUCUGCAUCCAUCCUCCUCCUCCUCCCCUCUCUCUCUCCCGCUCAGCGAGGGGGGCACCUGCUUCCGCUUCCGGGUCGCCCGGGGCCCGGUUGCUAAGGAGGAGGGGGGGCAGUUAGUAGCGGAGGCAGAGCCUCGCCGGCCGGCCUCCCUCACGGGGCUGUUGUGAGUCGCAAGGCCAGCCGGGAGGGUGCCUUCCUCCUCGGGGCCGCCGCCAUGAGCGAGUUCCGGAUCCACCACGAUGUGAACGAGCUGCUGAGCCUGCUGAGGGUGCGGGGCGGCGGGGCGGAGGGUUACAUCGAGCUCCUGCAGAAGAGCCGGGCACCCUACGUCACCACCUCCGCCUCCGCCCUCGGGGCCAAGGUGAAGAUUGCGGAGUUUUCCCGGACUCCAGAAGAUUUCCUAAACAAGUACGAUGAGCUGAAAUCCAAAAACACCAGGCACCUGGACUCCUUGGUAUUCCUGCUGUCCAAGCUCACGGAGGACAAAGAGACCCUCCAGUAUUUGCAGCAGAACGCCAGGGAAAGGGCCGAGCUUGUGGCAAACAGUGGCGGUGGCGGCAUCGCCUUCUCCAUCCCCCCAGCAACGGCCAAAAUGAGUGUCCAGGAGCUCGAGGAGUUACGGAAGCAACUGGGCACUGUGGCGACCAGCUCAAGCGUGCAGCAGCAGCCUCUCGAGCUUGUGCGGAAGACACUCCGGGAAAAGCAGACCAAGAAGAAUUCUGGGCAGCCCAUUCCAUCGCUCCCCACCUGGGUGUAUGAGAGACCGGCUCUCGUUGGGGAUUUCCUGACAAGCUCCAGUCUCAGCACAGACGUGACUGUGCCCAUAGGAACAUUGCUGCUGGCAGCCCAGGAAUCUGCAGUUGUGGAAGACUUGCUCUAUGUCUUGAUUGGGGUGGACGGGAGAUACAUCGCUGCUCAGCCCCUGGUCGGCAGAGAGAGCCGGACUUUCUUGGUGGACCCAAACGUGGACAUGUCGGUCAAGGAGCUGGUCACCAGGAUCCUCCCUGUUGCUGCAAGCUACUCCAUUGUAACCAGGUUCGUAGAGGAGAAAUCUUCCUUUGAGUACGGGCAGGUGAACCAUGCGCUGGCAGCAGCAAUGAGGACCCUCGUGAAAGAGUACAUGAUCUUGGUCACCCAGCUGGAGCACCUUCAGCGGCAGGGCCUCUUGUCCCUCCAGAAGCUAUGGUUCUACAUCCAGCCCACAAUGAGGACCAUGGAGAUCUUGGCCUCUCUCGCUAUUUCUGUAGACAAAGGCGAAUGUGUGGGGGGCUCAACACUCAGCCUGCUCCACGAUAAGACGUUCAACUACACGGGGGACAGCCAAGCGCAGGAGCUCUGCCUCUACUUAACCAAGGCCGCCAGCGUCCCUUACUUUGAAAUCCUGGAGAAAUGGAUCUAUAGAGGCAUUAUCAACGACCCAUAUAGUGAAUUCAUGGUGGAAGAACAUGAGCUCCAGAAGGAGAAGAUCCAGGAGGAUUAUAAUGAUAAAUACUGGGAUCAAAGAUACACGAUUGUGCAGCAGCAAAUUCCCUCCUUCCUCGAGAAGAUUGCAGACAAAAUACUUAGCACAGGGAAGUAUUUAAACGUGGUUCGGGAGUGUGGUCAGGAUGUGACUUGCCCUGUGGCAAAAGAGGUCAUCUACACUUUGAAGGAGCGUGAAUAUGUGGAGCAAAUAGAGAAGGCCUACAAUUACGCCAGCAAAGUUCUCCUUGAUUUCCUCAUGGAAGAAAAAGAACUUGUGGCCCACUUAAGGUCCAUCAAGCACUACUUCCUCAUGGACCAGGGCGACUUCUACGUCCAUUUCAUGGACCUCACCGAAGAAGAGCUGAAAAGGCCAGUGGAUGACAUUAUUCCCACCAGACUGGAGGCCCUCCUUGAGCUGGCCCUGCGGAUGAGCACAGCCAACACAGACCCAUUUAAAGAUGACCUAAAGAUUGACCUGAUGCCCCAUGACCUCAUUACACAGCUCUUGCGAGUCUUGGCGAUUGAAACAAAGCAGGAGAAGGCCAUCAUCAGUGCUGACCCAACAGAGCUCUCUCUCAGUGGCCUGGAGGCGUUUUCUUUUGAUUACAUUGUGAAAUGGCCGCUAUCGUUGAUCAUCAACAGGAAAGCCUUAACACGCUACCAGAUGCUCUUCCGGCACAUGUUCUACUGCAAGCAUGUGGAGCGGCAGCUGUGCAACGUCUGGAUCAGCAGCAAAACUGCCAAGCAGUCCUCACUUCAUUCGUCCAAAUGGUUUGCUGGCGCCUUUACCCUCCGCCAGCGGAUGCUCAAUUUUGUGCAGAACAUCCAGUACUACAUGAUGUUCGAGGUGAUGGAGCCGACGUGGCAUGUCCUGGAGAAGAACCUGAAGUCGGCUUCCAAUAUAGAUGAUGUCUUGAGCUACCACACAAGUUUCCUGGACAACUGCUUGAAGGACUGCAUGCUCACCAAUCCGGAGCUGCUGAAGAUAUUCUCCAAGAUGAUGUCUGUCUGUGUCAUGUUCACCAACUGUAUGCAGAGAUUCUCCCAUAGCAUGAAGCUGGAUAACGAGCUGGGCCGCCUGAGUGUAGAACAUGGGACCAUGAGAGGCCCACCGACUGAGCAAGAGCGCGUGGAGGAAUGCAUGCGGAAGCAGCUCGCCAACAAGCUUUUAGCAGAGCAUGUGGAUUCCCUGCAUGUCACCUCUGGCUUUGAGGCAACAAUCAACAAAUUUGACAGCAAUUUCUCAGCACAUCUCCUAGACCUCCUGGACAAACUGAGCCUUUAUAGCACCAACGACUGUGAGCACAGCAUGCUCAACAUCAUCUACAGAUUGGACUUUAACGGCUUCUACACAGAACGCCUGGAGCACAUGUCUGCAGAACGGAGCCAGAAGGUGGUGGCGCAUGCAGCCGCUCCUAGGCCUCUUUUGGCCACUCAGUGACACCUGGGAAAGGAAUGUCGCACCCAGAACUGUCAGUGGCAGCUCAGCGCUUGUACCACACAGACAGCGUGGAGAGUGCAUACACUGCAGCUGACAGUAUGUAAAGGAUUGUAUUUCUUGAAUGCUUCUACUUUUUAAACUUAAGUUGGUGUAUUUUACUAAACGUAAGAAGUGUAA